GUGUUCCACGCUUGUUACUUUGUAUCAGUGUGGAUGGUUCGGCUCAGGAGCUGUAGUCGGUGCUCUCUGCCUGUUCUGGGGAUUGUGAGCCUUGCAGUCGGAGUGCUUGUGCUGCUCUUACUGAUUAGUGUAGAUCUGGAAGGCAGAGCUAUGGAGGGGACCCAGGGUAAGCUGGAUCUGUUAGUAACUAGCUGCUUUACUUUAUAGAAUACAUGGAGAGAAUGUUAUAUAAUCCUUCCAGUUCCAGACAUUCUACAAUGACCACUACCAGCAUGCUUAGCAUCAUUAAUGCUGGCAUAGCAUCAUGGGAGUUGUAGGCUGAUUCCUGCUUGGCAGAUUCCUUUCUGUGAUAUCCUGUGGAUUUAUUUUCCUAACUGAUAGGAUGAACUGAAAAGUAAACUUAAGAUAAAAAUAGCCACAUAUUAAAAAAUAUAUAUUUUGGGGUUUCAUGGGGGCAUGAUGCUAUAUGGGAAUCUAAUGUAGUAUUUCUGCUUAUUGUUCCUAAUGUAUCUUGCUGUGAGAUCUGACUAUAAAACUAUAUAUUGUCUAAUGCAGUUAUUAUGGCACCAGGAGUCUCUGUGCAGUGCCACCCAUUGAUGAUUCACAUCCAAAUAUGUGUAAAGGUAAACAGGAUCCUGCUGUAUUGGAUCCCAUGUUAAUAUUCUCUGUGACUCCGCUUUAAUUCAGGCAGGUGUAGGUUUAUUUUUUAUUUUUUUGCUGUGUAGCAGGACAAUGACAGUUUGGAGCAGACUAUAGCAGAACAUUUUAAAACAGAACUGUCUCUUCUCUGGAAUUUACACUAUGGAAUAAAACUCUGAAAUCUCCUGUAACUAUUGUUAAAGCGGCACUGUCACUCCCCACACCCUGAAAAUUAUUAUUUCAUAAAGGGAGAAUUUUUAUAACACAAAAUGUUGAAGGAACUGCACUCAUUCAUGUGACCAGGGGCUAGCACAAACCCCAAACAUUUAAAUUCAAGUAGAAGAAUGAAGGUCCAGGCACUCCAAUGCUCAAUAAGGCAUGUUUAUUUGGAACACCGUGAAGCCAGCAUCGUUGCAACCCAACAAUAGAAUAGGUCUUUGUCAAUUUUUGUGAAGUACUUAUUUUAACUGUGUUGGAAUCUCACUGAAAUUCCAUCCCAGUCGAUAUUGAGUGCGGUAUCAUAUGUUGUUACAUCCCAGUCGAUAGACCUACAGAGGGAUUACUUUGUCUCUGUAUUUCUCCUCCGCCUGACUUUCUUAUGCUCAACACAAAGUCUAAGUGUCAAACCAGACAGCCACCACCAGUGACUGCUGCAGGGAAUUGGUUAUGAUUAUGGAGGAUCACGCAGUCUUGUAAGAUCCUCCAUAGACCUCAAUGCUGUACUAUUGUGCAUGCGCGAGAGUACAGCACUAAUGUCUACCUGGAAGAGAAUCCGCCAGAUCAAGAUGGCUGUACUCACAAUGCAUAAAUUUAGGUUAAUUUCACACUUACCUCCCUCACCCUGCCCCUGUAUCACAGGACCCCCCCAGCAGAGAUGUCACUAUUAGCAAAGUACCCAGACAGUUGCAGUUCCGAUUUAAAGGAACACUCAGAGCACCAAAACCAGUACAACUGUGUAGUUGCCAUGGUGCCAGCCAGUAGUGCCCCAUUUCUGAACAGUUUGAUUUCUUAUCUAGGUCCACUGGGCGCCUCUUCCUGUCUCCACUACUACUUCCACAGUGCCGGAUGUUCCUAAGCAGGAACUUCUGUUCUGAGCGCUUAUUGGCUGAGAUCGAUUAGCUGACAGUCUCAGCCAAUGAGCUAAGCCCUUUUAUAAACUAAUGUGAUCAAGUGUUUAAAAUGUAGCCACCAGUAAACGACAGACCUCUGAAAAGACUGUUUUUUCCCCACAGUGACCAAUUUUCAGUGGACCAAUCAAAAACAUUUGUGUGUUGCACUAUAAAUGAUUUUCUGGAUUACCACAGAGAAACAUAUUGGCAAUUUAUAAAUGAACUCCUAUAAGUCUGUGCUCUUACGAAUACUCUGUGUUCUGAGGAGUCCAAAACUAGAACAUUGCUUUUAAUAUGAAGAAUUUAAUUUAACUUACAAUUAAAGGGACACUGUAACUGCUUCAUCUCUUUGAAGUGGUGCAGUGUCUGGAGUCCCCUUACCAACUUCCCAUUUAGUGUAAACCAUUUAGGGUGUUUUGCCCUCCUGUGGGGGCAGAGCUAUGGGAAGUCAGGGACCCUUAUUCUGUGUUAAACUGCUGAAAAUAGCACAACACUGAAGCAGAGGCAGUACUAAGGGACUCCAGGCACGAUAACCAAUUCAAUUAGGUCAAAUUUUAAUGUCCCUUUAGUAGAAAGUCCGUACAAAUCUGAACGAUAAGGGUGACUGACUAUGGGGAAGGGAUAGCCCAGUGCUUUCAGCCUAUCCUUCCUGUCCAAAUUUGGAUUGAUUUGUACUGAUAACACAGAAGUAAAACCCCAAUGUUAUUCAGUUCAGUGACGAUGUGCAUUAAUCCAAUACAUUGUUUAUGACAUUAACAGCAUCUAUACAUCACUGGAAAACCGCUUGGUUCCAGCGGGCAUACAUGUAGAGGUAUGGAACUGUAUCUGAUGUUCUUGAGAAGCAGAAUACUAAAUAAAUUACACCACAACCCAAGGCGUCGGGUACCGCACUAAGACUGUCUUACCAGAUCCGGGGCACUUGGGACAUAUGGCUGCGUUAUUUUCUAUCUAUAAGAUUUUGUAAUUAAGGCAACAUAAUAACCUGCAUCUGACUGUAAAUAAAGUAUAGAUUAUAAAAAACAAUCUGUAUUUCUUUAGGCUCAUGGAGUGAAAACAUUUUGGACUAUUUUCUUGGUGAAAAGCUAAUAAAAAAGAAAGAUGGCUCAGAAAUAACCUGGUAUCAUGCAGCAAACAGCAAGGCAAAAUUAGAAGAAGCUUUACAGAGUGAGUAUACCGUUUAUAUGUUAGAACCCACACACAAGUUUUUACAUAGGAACAAUACACCUUUCUAAGUCACUAGCACAAUGCAUGUGAGUUACACCCUAUUAGGUGAACACUUUUGGACAGAAGACGGCAACAUUUUUAUUUUGUACAAUUUGCAUUUACAAGGAAACAUAGAAUAUGACGGCAGAUAAGAACCAUUCAGCCCAUCUAGUCUGCCCAAUUUCCAAAAUACUUUUAGUUAGUCCCUGGCCUUAUCUUAUAGUUAGGAUAGCCUUAUGCCUAUCCCACGCAUGCUUAAACUCCCUCAUUGUUUUAACCUCUACCACUUCAGCUGGAAGGCUAUUCCAUGCAUCCACUACCCUCUCAGUAAAGUAAUACUUCCUGAUAUUAUUUUUAAACCUUUGUCCCUCUAAUUUAAGGCUAUGUCCUCUUGUUGUGGUAGUUUUUCUUCUUUUAAAUAUAGUCUCCUCCUUUACUGUGUUUAUUCCCUUGAUGUAUUUAAAUGUUUCUAUCAUAUCCCCCCAGUCUCUUCUUUCCUCCAAGCUAUACAUGUUAAAGGGACACUCCAGGCACCCAGACCACUUCUUCCCAUUGGAGUGGUCUGGGUGCCCUGUAACUGUAAAUAUUGCAGUUUUCAUAAACUGCAAUAUUUACAUUGCAGGGUUAACUCCUCCUCUAGUGGCUGUCUACUAGGUUUAUAGCACUGUGCUAUAGCUUCACUGGACGUCCUCACGCUAUGUGAGGACCUCCAGCGUUGCUGAAAUCCCCAUAGGAAAGCAUUGAAAGAAAAGCAUGCGCAAUAGGUCUCCCCCUGCUGGAUGACAUCGCGGGGGUGGACCCUGAACCAGCACCGAGGGACAUCGGCGCUGGAUACAGGUAAGCCACUGAAGGGGUUUUAACCCCUUCAGCAACCUGGGAUGAGGGGUGGGAGGGAGAGGGGACCUGCAGUACCAGGAAAACGGUUUGUUUUCCUUGCACUGGAGAGUCCCUUUAAGAUCCUUUAACCUUUCCUUGUAAGUUUUAUCCCGCAAUCCAUAAACCAGUUUAGUAGCCCUUCUCUGAACCCUCUCUAAAGUAUCAAUAUCCUACGGUCUCCAGUACUGCGUACAAUAUUCCAAGUGAGGUCUCACCAGUGUUCUGUACAAUGACAUGAGCACUUCUCUCAUUCUACUGCUAAUUCCUCUCCCUAUACAACCAAGCAUUCUUCUAGCAUUUCCUGCUGCUCUAUUACAUUGUCUGCCUACCUUUAAGUCAUCUGAAAUUAUUGCCCCUAAAUUCCUUUCUUUAGAUGUUGAGGUUAGUAGGGUAUUAAAUAUUCUGUACUCUGCCCUUGGUUUUUUACGUCCAAAAUGCAUUAUCUUGCACUUGUCCACAUUAAAUGUCAGUUGCCACAGCUCUGACCAUGUUUCUAGUUUACCCAAAUCAUUUGGCUUAUCCCUCCUGGAACAUCAACCCUGUUACAUAUCUUAUCUUACCUUACCAUCAAGACCUUCUGCAAUAUCACUAAUAAAAAUAUUAAAGAGAAUGCGUCCAAGUACAGAUCCCUGAGCUACCCCACUGGUGACAAGCCCAUGCUUCGAAUAUACUCCAUUGACUACAACCCUCUGUUGCCUGUCACUCAGCCACUGCCUUACCCAUUCAACAAUGUCUACUGUACCACCCUGAUCUAUUAUUUGAGUUACCCAAUCAAAAAAAUCAAUAAGAUUAGUUUGUCAGGAUCUCCCUGAAGUAAACCCAUGUUGCCUCUGAUCUUGAAAUCCAUGUGUUUUUAGAUGUUCAUCAAGCCUAUCCUUUAACAUGGUAUCCAUUCCUUUCCCCACUACUGAAGUAAGGCUUACUGGCCUAUAGUUACCUGACUCCUCCCUAUUACCUUUCUUGUAAAUGGGCACAACAUUCGCUAACUUCCAAUCUUCUGGGACUACUCCUGUUAACAAUGAUUGGUUAAAUAAAUCUGUUAAUAGUUUUGCUAGUAAACCACUAAGCUCUUUUAAUAAGUUUGGGUGCAUCCCAUCAGGCCCCAUCAAAUUAUUUAUCUUUUCUUUUGACAGUUGAAAUAGAACCUCUUCCUCUGUAAACUCACAUGUAACAAAUGACUCAUUUGUCCUUUUUCUUAACUAAGGUCCCUCUCCUUCAUUUUCAUCUGUAAAUACUGAACAAAAAUAUUAAUUGAGGCAUUCAGCUAGACCUUUAUCCUCUUCUACAUACCUUCCUUCUUUUGUUUUUAAUCUAACUAAUCCUUGUUUUACUUUCCUUUUCUCAUUUAUGUAUCUAAAACAAAAUAUGUGGUAUUCCCCCUUUUUUUACUGACUGUGCUAUUUUCUCUUCUGUGUGUGAUUUGGAAGCUCUUAUGUCUUGCUUAGCCUCUUUCUGCCUAAUCUUAUAGAUCUGUCUGUGUUCCUCAUUUUUUUUUUUUUUUACAAUUACUAAAUGCUAACUUUUUUGUGUUUUACUAUUUUGGCCACUUCUCCCAAAAUAGUAAAAUUAGUAAAAAUGUACUACAUUAUGUCUAGACUAGGAAGCGGUGGCAUUAGAGAUUAAUUGAGAUUUACCUUUUAAGGCACUGCAGUCACAUCCUAUUUGCAAAAAGUAAAGGAACAAAAUCUUUAAUACCUUUUUUUAUUAUUAUUAUUAUUAUAUCUAUAUUUUUAUUUUUUCAUCAUAUGAAAUGUUAAUUUCAGACAAUUCAUACAGAACUAUAUUUGACAGCGGUUUUAUUUUGUUACUAAGAAAUGUUCAUGCAUAUAGCAGAAAAUGCUGAAAUAUAAAUAAGUAAAAUAUUUAGACUCAUAGUCUCUUGUUUUAAAAUAUUAAAAUUGUUUUACCAUGAUCACUUCAAUAAUUUAAGAGCCCUCACAUCUGAGCAUGGCUUCUGUUUAAUAUUGUUGGGCAAACUCUGUUACUAUACUCCCCAGCCAGUGCUAGCAACGUUGGCUAGGGAGUUUCCAUAGGGAGAAUGUAGCCUGUCUCGUCUAAGAAUCUCUUCUUUUAAAGGGACACUAAGCACCAAAACCUUUACAGCGUAAUGUAAUGGUCUUGGUGUGUGUGUGUGUGUUAUAAACGUUAUUGUAUUGGUUGGGUCGGUUUUUUUUUGUUUUGUUUUUUUACUUAUUUCCUCUUUUUUUUCCAAUUUUUUUUUUUUUUUUUGACAAUCUUUACAUUUUUAUUUUUUACAUAGAAAAGAUAUACAAUAUAAUGCAGAAUUGCAAGUAAAGAUGAUAUCAAGAUACAUGGGUUGUGCUAGAAUACACAAUCAGUCAACAUUAGGCAACUAGAUCUUUAUCUUCUGCAUAUUAGGAGGUAUCUGGCAGCCGUAUCAAGUAGGCAGCAUGCACCGGUGAUGUCGUUGGAGACAAGUCCUGUGCGACUACCUUUGCCUAUACGUCGCCCCGACCAAUUAUGCCUCUCUUACUCAUUAGUUAACCUUGAGGCCAUUUGUGGCUAUUGUCGUAAGAGUUGCCACGUUCCUACGUCAAAGCACUAGCAUAAGUAUAAAUUUAGGGAAGGGAAAGGUGGGGGGGGCAGGGAAGGCAGCACAGGAGGAGAGAUAUGAAGGGGAAGAUGAAAUGGGGAAGAGAGACAGAGAAAAGACAAAAAAGGGGGAGAUGGCGGAGGCCGUCCCGUGACCCCCAGACCCACAACGGCUGGAAGAAGUUACCCCCCUCCACACACUUACUGGAUUGUUUCUAUCAUGUUAACACAUAAGAAGGUAUAUGGAUUUCCCCAGUAUUGUAAUGCGUACUGUAGACUUUGAAUUAUAUGUAUUUGAAGUGGCCACACCGCUCCACACACCACAACAAUACCGCCACAUCAUCAGAUAUUGGUUUUCCCUUUAAUUUCUUUCACAUCCUGUGUAGAGGUCCAGCAGGAGCACAGGUGAAGUAAUGAAUGUCUGGUGUACCUUAAGAAAAACUCUGUUCACCUCGUGUGAUUUAGUGGGUGUUAGGAUGCCAAACUGCAGCUAACAAACUGUUUAAACCACGUUUCUUUCAGCUUUCAUGUAUUAGUAUAGUUAAAGGGACACUAGAGUUACCCAGACCACUUCAUUUCUAUGGCUCUUUUCUUAUAACCUUGCAGUUAUUGUGGUUCUUUUAAGAAACUGAUAUGUUUAAAUUGCAGGGUUAAAUCCAUCUCUAGUGUCUGUCUUUCUGAUAGCCACUAGAGGCACGUUAAGUGACAGGGAAACUUUCCUCACAUGCACAUCAGGUCCCCAAUGCUCCUCUAUGAGGAACGUUGGAUUAGACCAUCGCAAAGGAGGCCAUGCUUCCGAGAGUCGGAGAGGUGAGCAUUAUAAACAUAGGAGUUCAAACACAUCUUACAGGUAUAAUCCAACCAAGAACCGUAGUGGUGGCACGGUAGGGAGUGUCGGCCAGCCAACCCCAGGUAAUUAGUAAAAUUAUUCAAAUCAGUUUGACUAUGUACAGUAGGAGGGAAUCGGGGCACCAUAACCACUACAGCAUGCUGUAGUGUUAAUGGUGCUCUUAGUAUGCCUUAAGUAAACUGUGUUCACAAAUUUCCAGCAGAUGGAGCUAUAGGCAAAAAAAAAGUAUACUUUCAUGGUCCUCUUAGUUCGAAGAUGGUAAAAAUCUUUUAGACCCAAGCUAUAAAUAUGCAUUUGGAAUUUGGGCUAACCUCAAUAAAGAAACUACACAUGGAAAAUACAUUUUGCAAAUAGAAGUUGUUUUUAGAGCCCUCUAAACAUCUAGUUAUCAUAAAUCCUUACCAAAGUACGUAAAGUUGUGGAGUCAUUGAUUUUCCCUGUUCAAAGGAGCCCUAAAAAAGUUUUUUUUUUCUUUAAUUUUUUUUUUUAUUUUUUUUUACUGUUACGCAGGUGACAUUAACAUGAUUGAAGCAGAUGUCAUUCUGCGUGGAUCCGGUAACAAAGAACCAAUCAUGGCUCAUCCUCCGGAAACGGACAGUGAUAUAACUCUGCAGCAAUGGUUGGAUGGUGUGUCGUCAACUAAGAAAGGCAUCAAGAUUGAUUUCAAAAGGUAUAACCUAGGAGAAAUUAAUAAAAAGAGGUUAUUUUUACAUUUUUGGGCUUCCAGUCCAACAUACGUGUUGAUACCCCUUUCUGUAGUGCACUAACAAGGCCCUCCUCACACUUAGACAUUUUGUUCAGUGUUUUUUGUUUUGAUUUUAUAAUCCUAUAGACUGUAAGCUCAUUUGAGCAGGGUCCUCUCCAACCUAUCGUUCCUGUAAGUUUUCUUGUAAUUGUUCUAUUUAUAGUUAAAUCCCCCCUCUCAUGAUAUUGUAACGCGCUAUGGAAUCUGUUGGCGCUAUAUAAAUGGCGAUAAUAAAAAUAAUGGGAAAUUGUGACUUCUCUGGAAUCUACACCAUCAAAUAUAACAUUGAAAAUCGCCUAUAACUUGAGCUAACCUUUUUUCACAUUCUUCUAAAUUCUUUUAAAUUAGAUAUAUACAUAGCUCUUGUGAUGGUUUUUUAUAUCUCUCAAAAAUGUUCUUUUCUUAUUUAUAAGUAUAAGAUGGUCACAGUGACAGUGUUAAUCACCUGGCUAGAUUGCCUCUUAAAUGACCUUUAUUUGAAAGAUGGGGCUGUCAAACCUAUGUAUUUAUGUAGUUCUCUUGCUAAAUGUUGGGUUACCAUAUAAGCCUUUAAUUAGAUGACCACCACAUGCCACAAAACCGUACAAAGUUUGUUUAGAAUUUGUGACGUGCAGUAACAUGAUUGAUUAAAUGACCAGUGUACAGUUUUGACCAUACAUUUUGUAUAUACAUUUUGACAUGAGUAACAAUCAAAUCAAUGACCGACAAAGAAAAAGAGCCGCUUGUACAAGAACAGUAAUGCAAGCCACGGUAAUGAGUGAGUCAUCUAUAAGGUUUUAGUGCAUAACUGCAUAUAAUAUGAUUUAAAGGAUCGUCUUAAAACAGCUGGGAGGUAAAUCAACUUCGGAAUACUUGGCUUCAAAACUGUAUGGAAUACAGCAGUGCCAAUGCUGAUGGGGGAAGGUGGUCUCUCAAAACCUAAAUUGCUCUGUGAUACUUACAUUUCUAUGUGAGUUAUUGCUGUGGAGCUCUGUGAUACUGUCCAAAUAUUCUAAGCACCUUAUGGAACCUUUACUGUGACUGUCGCUCCAAAUGAGGGACAUCUGUGAGCUGUAAAUGGUUCUAGGUUAUUUUAUCUCUUCUCUUUAAAGGGUUACUCCAGUCAUCAUAACCAUUACAGCAUAAUGCUUGCAGCCUGCUGUAGUGGUAAUAAUGGUAGGAGUACCUUGACCCCGUUCCCUGGUAAUUGGGCAAGCCCUCUUACCUGGGUCUGCGCAAGGUCCUUUUUCAAAACCAGGUUUAAGACAUCUGACUUCUGCAGAGCUGCUGAAGCCAAUUGCCGAUCAAUCAUUGGCUGAGAGUGUCCGCUGAUUGCCCUCAACCAAUGAUGUAAGCCUGCACAUAGCAAUAUGCACAGAAUUAACGUUAGCUAGCCUGGAACGCUUUGUUCCGGGCUUGCUAAUGACACCCCAUUGGUGCUGCGGGAGCUGGAGUUACACCUCCAGAAGCAAAUGAUCUAAACUCAACAUGUGCAGCAUUUCAUGAAAAUGCCGCACAUACAUACUGCAGGCACCAUGACCACUUCAGAUCACUUAUUUUUUUUGCUUUUUUUUUCUGCACUGUUGUACUCCCCAUAUGAAACAAUUAUUUAAAAUAUAUAUAUAUAAAACUUUUUUUUUUCUAAACUAGUUUAUUUCCAAAAUAUAAAAAAUUCAGUUUAUCAUGUAGCCAUGAUUAUGGGCUGUUCUCACAGCAACUGCAGCAGGGCCAAAUAGUGUAUGCUGAUUAAACCCUUUCCUGUCAUGUGAGUCUUCCGAAUGUGUCUGAAAAAGUAAUUGUUCUUUCUGACCCCCUAAUGUGAAAGGGGUCACAUGAUUUGCACAGCAUAAGGGCACAAUGACAUUCUCACAAUUCUCAUUAAAUUACUGUUUUAAACCACCUUUCAAGCUGUCACAUAUUUAAUGUAGCAAUUUAGUUGACUUGAAUAUGCAAUGUACUCUAAUUUCUCUCCUUGUGUAUUUCCAUAACGCAGUCAGUCUUAAAUUAUUUAGCCCUCUAGGGUCAGUGAUUCGGUAGCCUCCAAUACUUGCUUGUAACUCAUCUAAACAAAUCUAGAUAGAUGUGGUUUGAAACGUAUUUAAAAUAGGAAAAAACACCAGUCAUUCACAGAGACUAAAAUUAUAGCAUUCAAAAUGUUCGAUUACUUGUUAACAUACAUAUACAUUUAUAUCUCUGAUUGCUAAUCACGGCACUCCGGAGGUCAGUGUACUGCAUAUCCCAUGAUGCUCAGUCUGCCUAAAGGAACACGUUCCUGGAUCAUACAGUUACAGUCGCGUUUAGUAAUAUUUGGGUUUAUCCACUGAAAGUGGAAUUGGGGGAAAACGGGCAAGGAAAUAAUAAAGUUUAAAUGGCUUAAAUGGAAAAUAUUUUUUUUUUGGUUGGUUUGUUUGCCACCGCUGGAGGCAACUAUGGGAUUAAAUUGUUCGAGUACAGUUUAACACUUUGAGGUAAGACUGCCUCCUGGCACCAUAACAACUUAAUUUAGAUGAAGUUGUUUUGGUGCUUAGUGUCCCUUUAACUAUAUUUACUACAAGCAGGCAUUAUGCUCAAGUGCUGACUUUUUUUUUUUUUUUUUUUAUAUAUGCGUUUUUCACUUUUAGUAUGCCGUACUGGUGGUUAUGACAUCAGGACCCUUACAAAUACCAACCAGCAGGGUGACCAUUCAUUCAUUAAACCAUUCUUGUUAUGGUCUACAGUGUUUGAUUUACCCCAUAAUUUUGUAGAGGAUAAAUGAACAAUCCUAAUUCAGACUUUGCUUACACUUAAGUAAAUAUUUUGUUUUUGUACGUGACAAAAAAAAAGAAAAGAGCAGAAUUAAAAUGAAUUUAAAAGAAUAUAUUUUUUCAUGUUGAUAAUCGUGAAGAGGAAGGUUCAUAUAAAAAUGGAAUGUACGAAUGUACUUGGUAUUUUCCUAUAGUAACGAGCGGAAAUUAGAGUGUCUGUGAAUGUUAGUAAAUUGUUUACAUUUAUGCUGAUGCGUUAUGGCCUUUUCAGUAACUUUUUAUCUGUAAGCAUGCAAUUUACUAACAUUUACAGACCCUCUUAUUUCCUAUCCAUACUUCCAAGUACAUUCGAACAUUCCAUUUUUAUAUGUACCUUCUUUAAUACCACUAGGCAGCAGUCUUAUUUAUUAAAUAAAAUCUGAUCUAAAUGCUUUUUGUGAAAAUUCAAAGGUGAGACGAUUGCUGUAAAGAGUGUUACUUCUAUUCUUAAAUGAUCUCAAACCGUUGACAGGUUUCUUAACUUAAGAAUAUGUGGGCAGAACGAAAUAAUUUUGCAGAGAGAGAUGCAGAAACUGUAGGUGUUUUUGUGAAAGUUUCAGUCAAACAGAAAAAUGUCAUGAAAUUAAUCUGUUUGAAAUUGCCUUAAAACUCUAAAUAGAAAUGAUGUAACACUAUAUUCUCUAAAGUUUUAAUUGUGAUCAAAACUACAGCCCACAUUCUUCUAAGAGUAAAAAGCACCGGAGUUACUAGUACUCGGUAGAGCUAUCCACGGGAUUGAGUGGGAGGGCCGAUUCAUCAAAUAAAAAUAAAUAAAUGUACCCAAUUAAAGCUUACGUUUCAAAAUAAAUUUCAUCUACUAGACAAUCUACAUGUACAAUAUAUAUAUAUAUUAUUUUUUUAUAUAUUUUUUUUUGUUUUGUUUGUAAUUUUAAAAAAAUGUUUGUUUUGUUUUUACCUUCUUUUGAGUUUGGAAUCGGUGCUGCCAUCAAUGCAGAUAUUACAAGCCUUAAAGCCGAAGAUAAAGCAACCAGUUUGGAUUAAUGCUGACAUUCUUCAAGGACCAGGUGGAAAGGCGAAGCCAGUGGACAGCAAAGAAUUCAUAGAUACUGUAACCUCAUUUUUCGCUGAUGUCACCUUAUCUUUGGGUUGGACCACCAAUUGGUAUCCUGAUAAACAUAAUGAAGGUGCGGAAACAUUUACCCUCAAGUGCUACCUUAAGUAGAUCACUUGUGAUUGUAACUUGCUUAUAGUGUACCGGUCAUAGGACACAUUAUGGGAGCGUAAUGUAAACUUACAAAAAAAAAAACAUUUAUACAUUGCACUAGCAGCAAUGUAUGCAAAUGUACUUAUUGUUAAAAAAAUAAAAUAAUAAUACUAAAUCGAGCUAUGAAAAUCUGAGAUCUCUGGUCGACACAAAUAUAGAGGAAAGUGAUUUUGCCACUUUACCCAUUAUUCUGGUUAAAUUUUACUUCUCUGGUUUGGAGGCGGGUUAAAUGUAAUUAUUAAAUUUCUUUUAUUAUUAAUGUUGUAUCAUUCCUACUGACACAUACAUUUUUGGGUGGGGGGGGGUUGUUUUUGUUUUUUAUUAUCAUUUCCUAGUUAAUUGCCCUGUUUUCUAUUUUUCCUAUGUUAGCUACAGUUCCAAGCCCACACUCGGAAAAAAAUAUUUCCCUUCCUUUCUGCAUCUUCCCAACCCUCCUCCACUCCCCAAAAAACUUCAGAUUAGAUACAUAUAAAGUGCGGUAGCUUUCACAGUUAAUCCAUUGGCGAUCACCUUUCAUUACCAAUAUUCCUCUACUUGACUCACACUUUCUGAGGGAAUAUGGGAAUUGAAUGAAGUUACAGGGUUAGGGUUAUGGGAGAGGAUUGUCCACAAGGUCAGUCGUAUCAGAAAAGAACCGAACUGGAGGUUGGGCGUUACAAUCCCGUAACACCCAAGAACCUCAUCCAAUAGCUGUUAUAACGUCACAGAGGAUAUAAUAAAAUAUACAACUGCAAACGCAACUAAAUAUAUUGUUUAUCUUUAUGAUGCAGUGGUUUUGGUGUAUAUAUGCGGUCUCUUUACUCAGACAAUGUAAAACAUUUCUGUUGAUGUGAAAUGGCAAUAUUUUCCAAAGAACACACCUCCUCAUUUAGACAUUUGAUGUUAGAAAAAGGGUCAGUAUUCAAAACGAGAAAAAGGAACACAUUCUAAUUCUAAAAAUAUUUUUAACAUAGCGUUCCUUUAAAUAUUUUGGGAUGCACCCCAUACCCCCAGUUGGGAAGCGAAUCCCUAAAGUAAGUGAUUUAUCAAAGACUCCCAUUUACACGCAAUGGCUGAGAUAGAGAACGUAAGCAGAUGAGCGAUCACCACACCUAGGGGCUUAGUUCCCCGAUAUGCAGUCUUAGCAGAGAAAACCUGUAAAUGUUUUUAAUCUUGCAUUUAAAAUAAAGUUACAUAUUAAGGAGAGCAUGAUGUUUUCUAUCUCUUUUGAUAUUUUUUUUUUAGAUACACUACGUAUUGCCCCUGUUAGUGGUCUGUGUCACUGCUGGAAGUAGCAUUUUUGUGUGAUUAUCUUGAGGCUGAUGUCUUUUUAUACCCAACAACCUCGGUCACUAAUUGCCACAUCUGAUUUAAAGAACUAUUAGAUGUGGACACUUUUAAGCUGUUUCAGGAAUCCUUCAGUGACUAUAUAUAUAAAGUUGUACAAUAAGUUGUACAAUUGAUCCAAUUUACCAUCUACUUGCCAAUGGUUCAAGUUAGAGUCUUAUCUGAGAUAACGCUUAUACUGUUUUUAUAGAGGGUUUUUGUAUGGUAUCCCUGUACAUCCGUUUCAGAGUAGUAUUUAAUAGAAAACUCCUUUUACCUAUUUUAUCUGGUUUUAGACUUUUUUUCCCCCCCUUUAUUUCCAUUUUUUAUUUAUUGUAUACAUUGCUAUGUCAUGUGACCUCUAUAGAAUUUAUAAAUCUAUUUUACCCACAACAAAUUGUACUUUCCUUUUUUCUUUCCGCAGUGUGUACGUUAUUCGCUGAAUAAAUACAAGUAGACGCACAUCCUUUUUAUUUUUUUUAUAUACUCUUUUUUUUCUUUCUGUUUUUCUACAGGGCAAAUGUUGUCCUUGAUGUGGUUGAAGUAUUAUAAUUGCUGUUCUUGUUGAUACUGUAAAGGGGCGCCUAUCAAAUAUGUUGUGAAGGACAUUCUCAUUCUUGCAAAGUGUGUUGCUUACAUAGUGAUGGCAGUGUAUGCACGUCAAUUGGAAAUAAAAGCAGUCUAGAUAUAUUUAUUUUUCUAUUUCUUUAUAUUGCGUCCUUUUGGUUUACCUAUCCUCCAUGUCAUAUGUUUAAUAUUACAUUAUUACAUACAUCAAUCUACAGAGUCCGUUAAACUAGAGACGUCUGCGAAUGGACCAUGCUUAAAAUAGUUACAGAACCUUCUAAGUGACCCUUGUACAAAUGUCUUUACUAAUCAUCGUGGGGUUUUAUUUUGUUUAGUUUUCUUACUCUGAAGGUUAAUUUGGUGAGUUAUUCACAAACCAAUUAAAAAUAGUUUUGGAGUAAUUAACAAAAUUUACCAUCUUCAAGUUUGCAGCCAGCUCUACGUUGCUUCAGAAUGCAACAAAAGGAAGCACGUCUGCUCAGAAAUAUUCUAGAACAGUGGUUUUCUAUGUGCAGCGAGCCACCACAACAUUUUCUGCAAAUUCAUUGUUGUCUGGGACUUACAGAUUGUGAUUAUAGUGAAUUGUCCCCCCUCCCACAUUUCCUGUGGUGGCAUGUUGACAGAAACCAGGAUAGCGCCCUCUUCGGCAGCCUGGUAAUACUAGUGCUCUCAGCUACGUAACCUGUGCAGCUGUCUGGCAAAGCCCAAAUUCUAUCCACUAUAGAGAAAUUGACACUCCUGCAUUAUCAAGGAUGAAAGUGUCUAACCUUCAGUGACAGUACUACACCAUGUGCCAUGUCUUCUUCCUGGGGCAGUAUAUUGACAGUGGAGCAAUCACCAUGGAAACCGUUGUCAUUUCCACUUUUGCUGAACUUCGCUAGACCAUUGAUGUUGCUUUCUGUAUGUGUUUUUUUUUUUUUUUUCUUUCAGUGGUAGGUGCAAUAUUUAUAGUAGAUUAUGUGAAUAUAACAAUUCUGUGCGGUAGGUCAGUGGAGCAAUCAACAGAUUUUUUAUUUUUUUUGUGCUUUAUUCCAUAGUGAUCGUUUAAUUUGGAGAACUUCAUACAAUAAUUUCUCUUUUUAUAGAGCCUCCAUAAGUGCAAAAUGUAACCUUUUUGGUAAAUGUGCUCAUUUUGUAGGCUACAGCUGGGAGAUGGUAAGAGAAAUGGAGGAGAUCUGUAAGGCAUUGAGCCAACCCGUGACAUUCCCAGUUAGGGCCGCCCUGGUUCGCCAGUCAUGGGAUCAAUUACACUGGCUGCUGAAGAAAUCUGAUAGGUAAGAAACACUUUGCUUUACAAAACCAGGAAGUAGCUGAGAUACAGUAGCCAAUACUAGGUUUCCACUUGUAACCAAUGAGAACAAAUCCUGCCCUCCAUUGUACAGGACAUCUUAUGCGUGUGCACUUUUUUUUUUCUUCAAGAGGAAAGGAUGUAAAGCCUUACUCACAUGUUCAUUUGGCUGUGAAAACCAAUGGAGGCUUUCCCAACGCUAGAGUGUCCCUUUUAACAGACAAUGGCAGUAGUCUUAGAGAUUUGAUACUUCAUCUAUCAUAUCGAGGAAAUAAAAAGAUCAGACACAGAUGGGAACACUAGGGGGAGUUAGCUAAUUGUUCUGUUCUAAAAAAUGGUGCAAAAAUGUAGAAGGGGAAGUGUCACAAAUGGGAUGUGGUGGUUCCACUGGUUUACAUGGUGACUGCCCCACAUUUAAGAAGAGAACUUUUUGAUAAAUCUGCCUUCCUAUUUAGUCGCAGUAUGGAAGACAAGAGGCCAGUUAUCGGCAACAUGAUUAUGGAGCUUGUACACAAAUCUGAGCCAUGAAGGGUAAAUUGCCCAUCUUCUACUAAGAAAUUAACAAUAUUAAAACUGUGACCAGAAGCGAUAUGCUCAGAUAAACUUAGAGCAGUAUUCAUGGAAUUGGGAGUGAUCUUAAAGGGACACUAUGGUGUUAGGAAUACAAACAUAGGGUGAGUUUUAUUCAUAUAGUGACACACUCAAGAGGCCUAUAAACCCUGCAAUGUAAACAUACCACAGUAAUGUUUAUAGAAACACUAUAGGGUCAGGAAGACCAACACUAUCUUGCCCCCCUAAAUAUAGUAAAAUCCUUUUUUUAAACCUGUAUAAAAUGAUGACCGUAUUGUUUAGUGUGAUUAGAACACUUAUUGCAUUUAAGAUUAAGCCUUAUUGAGCUGCAGUUAUUUUUAGAGAGCAGUACAAAUAACUCAACUUCAGCAUUUACAGUGAAUAAUUUUGUGCUCAUUGCAGGUACAGCUUGACCAUCUGGGCAGGGAAAGAUGACUUCUACUCGGUGGACGACUUGCUCUAUGUUCGACGGAAUUCUGACAAAUCCAGUAUUUAUUAUGACGUCUUUGAACCCCAAAAUAGUGAUUUCAAACGGGCUAUAGCACUGGGAGAAACUGAACAAGAACAAACCAUAACAAACUAAGAAUUAUGUAUAUUACUAUAAUUGCGAGUUUUUUUGGUAUACAAGUACUCGGCACAAACAAAUAUAUUGACCCCUUCAAACCUGGAAUUUGCACUAUAUGUUCGUUUGAUUGUAGUUUAAGGAUUUCUCUUUAAGACUCCCAUACAUAUUGUAUAUUGCUUUUUUAAAGGACAGAGUGGUCUUUCUUUUAAUAUCCUGUAUGUAUACCUAACACAACACUACAUGUGAAGAAAAUGUGGGGAAAAAAUAAAUAUAUUUCUCUUUUUUUCAUAUUUAUGCUUAUUAUAAUAUCUACACAUCAAGUAGAACUAAAGGACUAGAACUCAGAAUAGAUUGAUGAAUCAGUCCUGAUUGGUAAAUGCGCAUAGGAGCUAAAUAAAUUUUUUAAAUACAAACCCUAUACCAAACACUCCGAACGCUAUAGCAACUCUAACCAUAUAACUACCCUAACCAUAACCUUGCACUAUCCCUAACCCAGCCUUAACCUUCCCCUCACUAUAACACUAAGCCUACACUGACUUUAACCCCUAACACUAACCCAACCUCUAACAUUUAGAAAAUUGUCAAUGAAUACUG
This is a messenger RNA of Pelobates cultripes (western spadefoot toad), 16851 nucleotides long. NCBI's taxonomy places the organism in Eukaryota, Metazoa, Chordata, Amphibia, Anura, Pelobatidae. The record is from the annotation of a GenBank genome assembly.